Cannabis sativa is the source of this 2347-nucleotide messenger RNA. RefSeq names its product glycosyltransferase BC10. Gene Ontology annotation, cellular component: membrane. Gene Ontology annotation, molecular function: glycosyltransferase activity. The transcript is spliced from 2 exons. NCBI's taxonomy places the organism in Eukaryota, Viridiplantae, Streptophyta, Magnoliopsida, Rosales, Cannabaceae. The record is from RefSeq and is a predicted model, not a curated record. Bases 658 to 1776 code for a protein of 372 amino acids.
UAGUUUUUAUUUAGGUAAAUAGAUAGAACCAACUCCUCUUGGCUUCAUCAUAAUACACGCAAUAGUUGUUAUUUUUUUUUUUUGCCAAUUUUUUUUCUUAAUAAUCUUUUUUUUUUCUGUUUACUCAUGAAUUUUGCAUAUAAAAUAGGGUAAUACUAACAUAAUAUCCCUUUGAAAAGUAAGAAAAGGGCAAAAAAAUCUAAAAAAGGGAAAGUACAGUUAGCAUAAAGAAAAGAAAAAGAAAAGUUAUUUAACGGCGUCAAUUAUAACGGCGAAAGUAAAGAAUAGGUUAGGGCCAAAGCUGAAUCAAAAUCCCAAAUCCCUAAAAAUCCAUUAUCGUCUUCAUCAUCUGAAAUCUGUAACUCUGAGAAGUCUCAUCUACUUAUUAUUAUUAUUAUUAUUAUUUAUUUAAUUUUCCCACUCCAACUUUUCUUUCCUUCAUAAAUUUUCCCUCGAUCCAAACAUUCUCCUUAAAUCACCCAUAACCAUUCUCCCCAUUCUUCCCCCACACAGACAGUUACUAUCCCUCUCUUUCUGUCUCUCAUUCUUCCGUUUUUCACCAUUCCAGACCCUCCGCUUACCCCCGUGCACACCAGAGUCGUGAAACCCACAUGCACAUUUGCCGCCUGGGCGUCGAGAUUCGUCGCUACGGGCUCAAUGUUCUCCACCCCAUUCGUUCUCUCCUUCUCUCUCUUGCUCUCUCUUCCAAUCCUCUUCCUCCUCGCCCCUAGAUUCCUUUCUCCGCUUCAGCAACAACCCCAGAGCCCUGUCUUGAUAUCUCCCUCAGACGAACAAGAUGACCUUGCUCUCUUCAAUCGGGCUUCGGGUUCUGCCAUUAACAGCAUCAAUAACAAUAACCCUUCCAGAUUUUCUCACCUCUCCACAGGCUCUAAUCCAAAGCGCAAGAUCGCUUUUCUUUUCCUUACCAACUCCGACCUCCAUUUUUCUCCUCUUUGGGAUCAAUUCUUCAAAGGAAAUUCUCAUCUUUACAAUAUCUAUGUCCACGCCGAUCCAACCGUCAACGUAACGCGUCCCCAUGGAGUUUUCGAGGGUCGGUUCAUUCCCGCCAAGCGGACAUACCGCGCCUCUGCCACACUUAUAUCCGCCACGCGCCGUUUACUUGCCACCGCCAUCAUCGAUGAUCCGGCCAAUGUCUUUUUCGCUGUGUUGUCCCAGUACUGCGUGCCUCUCCACUCGUUCAGAUACGUUUACCACUCCCUACUGGUCUCCAGGUCGUUCGAUUCGUCGUCGGCUGAGACCGACGCUGAGUUGACUCGGCUAGGCGUACGUGCCAAGUACAAGAGCUUCAUUGAGAUUCUCUCAAAGUCACGAAAUCUCUGGAAGCGUUACACGGCUAGAGGAAGGUUUGCGAUGAUGCCGGAAGUGCCCUACGACCAAUUCCGUGUCGGAUCUCAAUUCUUCGUUCUGACUCGUCGGCACGCUCUGGCUGUGGUCAAGGAUCGGACUCUGUGGAGGAAGUUUCGAUCGCCGUGCUAUAAGGAAGAUGAAUGUUACCCAGAAGAACACUAUUUUCCGACUCUUUUGUCAAUGACGGAUCCGAAUGGCUGUACUCAAUACACAUUGACUCGAGUCAAUUGGACCGGUACGACCAAGGGCCACCCUUACACCUACGGGGCGGCUGAGGUGUCGCCGGAGCUUAUUCAUCGUCUUCGAGAAUCUAAUCACUCUGAAUCUUACUUGUUUGCUCGUAAAUUCUCGCCGGAUUGCUUGAAACCCUUGAUGGAUAUAGCCAAGAAAGCCAUUUUCCGGGAUUGAAUUUUUUUCCCGGCUAACUGGUAAAGAAGUCAAUUGUGCAUAUUUAUAUUGGUUCUUUUCUCUGCGGAGCAAGUGGAGCUGAAAGAAAAUUGGAUCUUCAAACUGGGAAUCUAGUUUGGAAGAGGCAUAAAGAGGUGCCCACAACCAGGUAACCCAGAAGUUUCAACUGAGAGUUAGAUAAGAUUUUAUGAAAAAACCAAAUGGUGGGAUUAAAAGAACAGUGAUAAUAGGGGGGAAGUAGAAAAGGCAAGAAUUAAGAAGAGGCAGCAUAAGCAACCAAGUGAGUUACCUUUUACUUUUGUUAAAGUUGUAUUCUUUUCUUGUUUUCCUUAGAUUAGAUAUCCGGAUGGUGUAGCACAAGUAGGUUUAUUUUUUAGACUUUUGUUAAAGGGUGUUUUGUACAUAUAUAAGGGUGGAGUUUGGUUGCAUUCCCUUUACUUCACAAGACAGCAAAACCAAAAGAAAAAAAAAGGAAAAAGAACAUUUAAAACCAAUGUAAGUGAACAUUGUUGGCCUUGAAGUUUGAACAGGGUUAAUGAAGAAACCAAGUUGAAGCUCAUUCUUUCACAUA